AUGAAAUGCAAGGAUGAUGAAGUGGUGCUGCAGUGUGUCGCCGCCAUCCAGAAGGAGAAUCGCAAAUUCUGCCUCUCAGCAGAAGGACUAGGCAACCGCCUGUGUUAUCUGGAGCCCACAUCAGAGGCGAAGUAUUUUCCUCCUGACCUAUGCAUCUGUAACUUUGUGCUGGAGCAAUCGCUCUCAGUGAGGGCUUUGCAGGAGAUGCUAGCAGGGCAGAGCGGUGAAGGGUAUUCAACUCACGUCUACACUGUGUAG
Triplophysa rosa is the source of this 258-nucleotide messenger RNA. RefSeq names its product ryanodine receptor 3-like. The transcript has 4 exons. Bases 1 to 258 code for a protein of 85 amino acids. Gene Ontology annotation, biological process: calcium ion transport. NCBI's taxonomy places the organism in Eukaryota, Metazoa, Chordata, Actinopteri, Cypriniformes, Nemacheilidae. Gene Ontology annotation, molecular function: ryanodine-sensitive calcium-release channel activity. The record is from RefSeq and is a predicted model, not a curated record. Gene Ontology annotation, cellular component: Z disc; calcium channel complex; smooth endoplasmic reticulum.